This is a messenger RNA of Gongylonema pulchrum, 345 nucleotides long. The record is from the annotation of a GenBank genome assembly. Lineage: Eukaryota; Metazoa; Nematoda; Chromadorea; Rhabditida; Gongylonematidae.
AUGGAGUAUAUCCUAACGAAUUUUCAGAUCUGGUUAUGUGGUGGUUCUGUUUUAGUGGCACCAUGCAGUCAUGUUGGUCACAUAUUUCGUAUGCGUCGUCCAUACAAAAGUAUACCGGGCAGGGAUUCCAAUUUGUAUAAUUCGCUACGGACAGUUAAAGUUUGGUUCGACGAUUAUGAAAAGUACUUCUAUGAAAAACGACCGGAAGCGAAAGAGAUGGACGCAGGUGAUUUGAGCGAACGAUUGGAGCUGAAGAAAAAACUGAACUGUAAACCAAUCCGAUGGUUUAUCGAUGAAAUUUGCCCGGAGCUGCAACCCAAAAGGACUUUACACGAAGAUCUCUAA